AUGGCUUCCCUCUCAAAAGUUGUUCCUUAUGCCAUCCUUCCCUCGCUCUUUCAAGAAUCAUACUUUGACGAUGAAGACAACCCAACCAAUGUUCAUCGUAGCAUCUUCGUCCUCAUCGACAACAAACGCUACGAAUGGAACAACAUGUUCAAGGAUCACCCCGGUGCUUGGUGUGUCGGUUCGUCCAACGGUUUCCUCAUCUUUCUUGACAACAAUGGUUGUCCUCAGCUUCUAAACCCAUCUUCAAACACUUGCAUUGACCUUCCAUCUUUUCCUAACUCACUCAUUAAGCAUGCAAGUGUUAAAUCUUAUUCUUAUUAUGCCGAACACCUUCGAAAAACCUUCAUAUCCAAAGCAGUGUUGAUGUGUUCUCCAUCUCCUUCACAAUACACUCUUGCUGUUAUGUAUAGUUACCCGUUAUGCAAGAUUGCUUUUUGUAGCAACCGUAAUGCUUCAUGGGUCGAACUCUUUGAUGCGAAACGAUGUUAUUACGACAUUGUGUUUGAUAACAAUAUGCUCUAUGCUUUGGCUGAUGAUUGUUCUAUUGAAGGGUGGGAUUUUAGUCAAAAAGUUCCACAAAAGAUUUUGUUUGUCAAAUACCCUAUCAUGGAGAAAGAUAAGGAAGAAGAAACAAAAUUUCCAUGUGAUAAAUUUUCUAGUCAAUUAUAUUUAGUGAUAGCUAAAGGAGAAUUUUUAUUGGUAGAAAGGUUUAUUGGAAAUUUUGUGAAUGGUGAUGGUGAAGUAGUUUAUGAAGGAAGCAAUUUAUCAUAUGAAGGUUAUGAAAUUUGUCCUUAUAGAACAAAGCAUUUUAGUGUGUAUAAACUUGACUUUGUGAAGAAAAGGUGGGAAAAGAUUAAUAGUUUAGAUGGUGGAGCUAUAUUUGUAGGUGCCAAUGAGUCUAAGUUUGUGACUGCAAAUUCAGGAUGCGAAGGAAAUUCAAUUUAUUUCAGUGAUGAUAGGUGGGAAGAGAUGAAUUUGGAUUAUUCAUAUGGUGGACAUGAUUGGGGGAUUUUCAAUCUUCAAAAUUCAAGUGUUAAGUUCUUAGCUCCGGAUGCAAAUAAGAUGGAUCCACCACCUAUUUGGAUGGUUCCAAAUUCAAAUUAA
Trifolium pratense (red clover) is the source of this 1104-nucleotide messenger RNA. RefSeq lists its product as uncharacterized. Lineage: Eukaryota; Viridiplantae; Streptophyta; Magnoliopsida; Fabales; Fabaceae. The transcript has a single exon. The record is from RefSeq and is a predicted model, not a curated record. The coding region runs from base 1 to 1104 and encodes 367 amino acids.